Fusarium graminearum PH-1 is the source of this 1371-nucleotide messenger RNA. RefSeq lists its product as uncharacterized. The coding region runs from base 1 to 1371 and encodes 456 amino acids. Gene Ontology annotation, biological process: G protein-coupled receptor signaling pathway. Lineage: Eukaryota; Fungi; Ascomycota; Sordariomycetes; Hypocreales; Nectriaceae. Gene Ontology annotation, molecular function: mating-type factor pheromone receptor activity. The transcript is spliced from 3 exons. The record is from RefSeq and is a predicted model, not a curated record. Gene Ontology annotation, cellular component: membrane.
AUGGCCGAUUCAAUUCACUUGUUCGGUCGUGACGACCUGUCUAUAAUAAAAUCUCCUGGACCGGGAACAACUAUCACUCCAUCCCUCACAGCCAACCUCGUCUGCAGAGUGCUUUUCGGCAUCAUCGCCAACUUUGCAUGCAUAGUACCUCUGAAGAAUCUCUACCGAAAUGGCGAGUUCGCAGCUGUUGUCUUUAUCGCCAACAUUCAGGUGUCGAAUCUCGACACAAUCAUCAACGCCCUCAUCUGGAGAGACGACAACACUAGCAAGUGGUGGUCUGGACAAGGGUUCUGCGAUGUCAGCCCUUACUAUACCAACUUCCUCAAUGCAUUGUUUGGAACUUGUCUACUCGCCAUCAUGCGCAACCUCGCUCAGCAAGUUGGUCUUCUAAGAGCUAACCUUCUGUCUGUCCAAGAAAAGCGCCGGCGCAAUCUUGUUCAAGCACUCAUCAUGUUCCCACUUCCCAUCCUCCAAGUCGCUUGGGUCUGGCCUUUAACUAUGCAAAGAUAUGCAGUUGCUACUCUUGUCGGGUGCAGUUGGGUCGCAUGGCCUGCGUGGCCUUACAUGGCCUUCUUCGUCAUCGCUCCUGUUGUCGUUGCGCUGAUAACAUCCGGAUAUGCUAUCCUCACUUACAUCCGCUUUCGCGAGAUUGCAAGGACCACUCGAACAGCAAUCAAUAGCAGCAGAUCUGCUAAUCAGCGGGCUCAAAGGACAAAGCGCCGCCUCUAUCUUAUGGUACUGGCCAUCUUGGUCCCUUAUCUACCUGUUGUCAUCACCCUCGCGGUUCUUAACAUUCUCGGUGCUUUCCCACUCCAACCCUUUGACUACGAUCUCAUUCAUAACCGCACUUGGCCCUAUCCGUGGUCGUCUGUGAUUCUCGUCCCAUCCAACGGCUUCACCUUCAUCCUUCUGAACAACUGCUACAUCAACAUCCUCGCUGCCAUUCCCGUCGUUCUCUUCUUCGGCAUGACAAAGGACGCUAUCAACAGCUAUCGUCUUGGCCUGCUUUACUUUGGUCUUGGGCACUUAUUCCCCAAACUUCAAGAGGAGUAUGAUCCUGACAGAAUGAUAUACGGUAGCAAUUCUGGUACCUCUCACCUCAUAGAUUCCUCAGUUUCGACAAGAAAGAAGGAUCGUCGACCUCCUCUGGAUCGAGGCUUACCUCUUGAUUCCCUCCCUUCCGUCGUGAACGGCCACAUGUGGGAGGGCAACGUGUCUAUCCAAACUCCUCGAAACCAAACACUUUUUUGGGCGGAUACAGAAGACGCCCCAACUCCCGACACCAUCACGUCCGACACUCGCUUACUUGUCCCUAUGUCGUCAACGUUUUCUGUCACGACCGAGCCCCUCGAGGAAACAUAUCGACGCUAG